Messenger RNA from Copidosoma floridanum, 1991 nucleotides. RefSeq names its product coatomer subunit delta (gene deltaCOP). NCBI's taxonomy places the organism in Eukaryota, Metazoa, Arthropoda, Insecta, Hymenoptera, Encyrtidae. The record is from RefSeq and is a predicted model, not a curated record. Gene Ontology annotation, biological process: retrograde vesicle-mediated transport, Golgi to endoplasmic reticulum; Golgi localization; endoplasmic reticulum to Golgi vesicle-mediated transport. Gene Ontology annotation, cellular component: COPI vesicle coat.
AGCUCUGUGUUCUCGCACUGUGUGCACAAACAAUCAACAUUAUUAUAACUUUAAAUACGGUCCCUUUAUCGCAAUAGUGUCGGCAUAACGUAAUGUUAAAUCUGGAACAUUGUCCAGGAGAAGUAAAAUAGUGGCUCUCCACCGGGACGCCUCGAUCUGUUUUUUUGACUAGUUGAUUAAAAAAGUUCGCAUGCCAAAAUGGUACUUAUUUCUGCUGCAGUAUGUACCAAAGGGGGCAAGACUCUCAUCUCCCGACAAUUUGUCGAAAUGACGAAGGCAAGAAUAGAGGGUCUGCUCGCUGCUUUUCCAAAGUUGAUGAGUUCGGGUAAACAGCAUACAUUCGUCGAGACGGAUUCUGUACGAUAUGUGUACCAGCCACUGGAGAAACUUUACAUGCUCUUGAUCACAACGAAAGCUAGCAAUAUUUUGGAAGAUCUAGAAACACUGCGACUCUUUGCAAAAGUGAUUCCAGAGUAUUGCAAAUCCAUGGAUGAGUUAGAGAUAGCUGAAAAUGCGUUUAAUUUGAUUUUUGCAUUUGACGAAAUUGUGGCCCUUGGCUACAGAGAAAAUGUUAAUUUGGCGCAAAUCAGAACAUUUGUCGAAAUGGAUUCGCACGAAGAGAGGGUGUACCAAGCAGUCAGAUUCACACAAGAGAGAGAAGCUAAAAACAAAAUGCGAGAAAAAGCGAAAGAACUUCAGCGGCAGAAAAUGGAAGCCAAUAAAAAGGGAGGCAAGAAUCCUGGUUUUGGCAGUAGUUACGGUAGUGGAAGCAGUUUUACGCCCACUGCUAAUAUCGGAGACACUGCCAAUUACAUUCCUGAACCUACCAAGCCCACUUACACAUCGAUGCAAAAAACUACUUCUGCUAGUGCAGGAGCAAUGAAAUUGGGUGGAAAGACUAGAGAUGUUGAUUCAUUUGUUGAUCAACUCAAAGAAGAAGGUGAAAACGUUUCAUCUGUUGCAGCUACUACGAUAGUAAAGGCAGCAGCACCGAUUAGUUCGAGUGCUCAAAACACAGAACCGGUCCAUUUGAAACAAGAGGAGAAGCUGAAUGUAAGGAUCAGCAGAGAUGGUGGGGUGCAAAAUUUCGAGUUACAUGGUUUGGUAACAUUAAAUAUAUCAGAUGAGAAAUGGGGUCGUAUUCGUGUACAAUUAGAUAAUAAAGACACGAGAGGGAUGCAGCUACAAACGCAUCCAAAUGUGGACAAAGAGUUGUUUAGGACAAAGGGACAAGUAGGCUUGAAAAUUCCAUCAAAGCCUUUCCCACUCAAAACAGAUGUAGGUGUUUUGAAGUGGCGUCUACAAGCUCAAGAUGAAACUGCACUGCCUAUCUCCAUCAAUUGUUGGCCUUCUGAGAAUGGUGAAGGAGGGUGUGAUGUAAACAUUGAGUACGAACUUGAACAUACAGAUCUUGAGCUAAACAACGUUCAGAUAAACAUUCCACUACCAAUAAACGGUAAUCCAAUUGUAAGUGAAUGUGAUGGGCAAUAUAAUCAUGAAUCAAGAAAGAAUUUGUUAGUGUGGUCAUUGCCGAUAAUUGAUGCUUCAAACAAAUCUGGAUCCAUGGAAUUUGCGAUUGCAAACUCGAGACCUUCAGAUUUCUUCCCACUGCACAUUAGUUUUGCAUCUAAAACAUCUUAUGCCAAGAUUAAUGUUACUGAUGUUAUGCUUGUUGAAGAUGACGGUCCUGUGAAGUAUUCUGUGGAUACGGUCUUUUUCUCUGAAAAUUAUGAAGUGGUGUAGCUCAAAAAGUCAUUUGCUAUUUUCAUAUGUGUAUUCAUAAGGCUGUUUGUAUUAAACACAAAUAGUAAAAAAUAUAUAAUUUGAGUUAAGUUUGCAUGUAUCAAACUGCUUGGUGAUUAAGAUUGUGGAAUCAAGUUUGUGAGAAAAAUACUUGUGUUGUAUACAAUGUGAGAGAUUUUUCAAAUGCAAGAAAAUCCACAAAUGUGUAUAAAAAUAACUCUGUUGACACAACAGCAAAAUUAUCAAGG